AUGUAAUUAGAAACAGAGUUGACCGAAUAUGAUGUCUAACACGAUUCAACACAAAAUUCUCCUAAAGAGGAAAUUAAAUAGAAACCAAUGAAUGCUGGUCAAAAAUUCAAAGCAAUACUGAUGAUUGUAUUUUAUCUUGGUACAUUUUUCACGUUUUAUGGGGAAAAUAUAUUUUUUAUUGGGAUUUAUAUGUUGAUGCUGAUAAAUAACAGAAAGCAUUUAUUAGGGUUAGUGCUAACAAUUUUAGCUUUGACCUUAAGCAUUGCGAAUAUAUUUGUUGAGUACAAUUUAUUAGGGAUUUCUUAAAUAGUUAUGAGCCUUGAUAUUUUAACAUUCCCUUUUUCAUAAAGAAUGAUAAGAGAAAUUAAGUUGGUUUUGUCUGAAAUAACAAAUUUGGCAAUCACUAUGUUUUUUGUUUUAUGUGUAUGUGCCUAUUCCACCACUGCCUAUUAUGAUGAUUCUGAUGAUGAUGAGGUGGCAAUCUUUUAUGGCACAUUUGGGAGAUCAGUGCUUACAUUUGUUUAGGCCCUGAGUUUGGAUGAUUGGGGUUAAAUAGGAAGGGAAACAGAUGAUUUAUUUGGAUAUUUUAUAUUGUGUAUAUAUAUUCUACUUAUGACAUAUUUCUAUUUAAAUAUAAUGAUGGGUAUAUUGAUAGAGACACUAUAAUUUGAGAAAAAAGGUAAUCAUUUAGAUGAUCCAUUUAAUUAUGAAAUCAAUUAACAAUAAAUAUUAUCUGAAUUGGUCAAGGAAUAGAAUUUAUUUGAUAAAUGCAUGAUUGGCAACUAUUAUCAAUACAUAGUAUUCAUAAUAAGUUUUGGUGGGAUAUUUAUAUCAAUACUUGAACACUUUGAUCAUGGCGACAGUACAAUUGAAUUAGCAAUAGAAUUGAUAGAUGAUGGCAUAUAUACAAUACAUUUUAUAAUUUUGAUGUUUAAGAAGGGACCAAUUUAUGAUUUAGAGAGGAAAAACAAAACAAUGAUGUUUUUGCAUUUCAUAGCUGGUCCUUUAUCCCUAAUUUGCUCAUUUAUUUUCCUUGAAAUCGGUUGUUUACUGAAUUUACUAAAGAUAGCCACCACACCAUCUGUCAAAGGUAUUUUUGUUGGAACUAUUGCCAUGGUACCUUUGCUGAUGCCAUAAUUUGCAGAACUCUUUGGAAUUAUAAUGUUCAUUGCCAGCAUUUUGACAUCGAAUUAUUAUGCAUACACUGGAUUAAAAGAAUAGGAGUAUUUUUCAUCUUUUUGGGGUUCCUUCUACACUCUUGUUUAAAUCAUGACUUUGGAUGAUUGGGGAAAUAUAGUUGAACCAAUGUAUUCAAAGCAUGGAUUUAUAUUACCAUAUGUUGUUAUACCUGCAUACAUAUUUCUAAGUAAUUUUAUCAUAUUAAAUACCUUAAUUGCUUUGAGUUGUGAAUAUUUUGUGGAAGUCAAAUAUUAUUCCAUCGAAAAAGAUUAAAGCGGUGUUAGAUGUUCUCAAUUUGUUGGUAUCAAUGAAUUGAAGAAUUAUUGUAAAUAAAAUUAAAUGCACUUUUAACUCCCCAAUGUCGUGGUUAGUCAACAUGAUUUAUUAAGCUCCAAAAUUAAAUCAGACACCAUAAUUUAAAUUUAAUAUGGGAAUCUUUAAUUUACUGCUCAGGUAAUAUAACAAUCUGAUGCAUUAUGA
Molecule: messenger RNA, 1659 nt
Organism: Paramecium tetraurelia
Lineage: Eukaryota; Ciliophora; Oligohymenophorea; Peniculida; Parameciidae
Exons: 4
Biological process (GO): transmembrane transport; monoatomic ion transport
Cellular component (GO): membrane
Molecular function (GO): monoatomic ion channel activity
Source: RefSeq, a predicted model, not a curated record